Messenger RNA from Anopheles coustani, 639 nucleotides. Its product is annotated as arylalkylamine N-acetyltransferase 1-like. The transcript has a single exon. The record is from RefSeq and is a predicted model, not a curated record. The coding region runs from base 1 to 639 and encodes 212 amino acids. Gene Ontology annotation, molecular function: N-acetyltransferase activity. NCBI's taxonomy places the organism in Eukaryota, Metazoa, Arthropoda, Insecta, Diptera, Culicidae.
AUGCGUUCCAGUGCAGACAUCGAAUACGUCAUUGCAGACGACUCGGAUCGUGAAGCAGUCCGGAAUGUGUUGGCCACUUUCUUCUACCCCGAGGAACCGUUAACGAUCGCCCAUCGGGACGGUGCCGCUGUAACGCCAGACGAUAUGGACAACUAUCUUUCCUUUCUCGAUCACAACGGUGUAAUCGUGGCUAGGCUUCGAUCGAAUCCCACCGAGCUGGUGGGCAUUUCGAUCGGUAGUCCCACGGACAGUGCCCUCAACGUUCCGAUAGAAACCCGUAAGUUUGCAGACAUUGUUGCGUUUCUCGGGUUGCUCUACGAACGUGCCUCCCUGCGGGCGCUUGGUUCCCGUCCUGCGUACAACGUGCACGCCCUCGCGGUGAAUCCGGCUUAUCGGGGCCUUGGGAUCGGUCGACGGCUGAUGGAGGAGCAGAUUGCUCUGGCCAAGCAAUGCAGCCAGCGAGCCUUCGACUCCGUGACGGUGGACGCAACGGGACCGUUCUCUGCCCGGAUCAUGCUUCAGGUGGGAAUGAAGGAAAUUCACCGGAUGCGUUUCGAAGACUACAAAGAUGAUCAAGGAAACCCCGUUUUUCGAAUGGCGCCUGAGGCAGAAGUUAUUACUUUCGAAAAGAUGCUGUAG